GUUCGCUCCCUGCCUGAGGACCGACGCGUUACAACUCAGCGACGCCGCUCCCAGACCAGGCUUCUGAACUAAUCCUUCGCGGAAUCGAAUUGGCUGUUCGACAGUCACCCGCACCGCGGCCCGCUUGCGGUCAGAGGAAUCAGGGCCCUACCCGGCCGCCGUAGCCACAUCUCUGUAGUGGGCGGGGCCGAGGCCGGGGUGACCCCGCCGGAGCCACCUCUGCCAGCAACAUGUUCAAGAGCUGGGGAGAGGACAAAACUCCCACGCUUGGAUUACGCUUUUCCUUCAAUCUGAUUGGACCAACUUAGGUCACAUGUCCGCCCCUGACCUGAUAGCCAGUGCCAGGAGAAUACCAUGCUGUGAUUGGCUUGGACUAAACAGGAUCGACUAGGGAUGGGGUCGGUUUACCUUAAUCACGUGGGAGAGAAAUGAAUUUACACAGUGGGGAAUGGAGUUUGGAUUUGCGACCAACAAUGUCCAUUACAGAGAGGUAAUUCAGAGGUCUGUGGGGCCAGCCAGCCUGAGUCUGCUCACCUUCAAAGUCUAUGCAUCACCUAAAAAGGACUCACCUCACAAAGCUUCUGUGAAGGUUAAUGAGCUUUCACUCUACUCUGUUCCUGAGGGUCAAUCUAAAUAUGUGGAAGAGACGAGGACCCCACUUGAAGAAAGCAUUUCACAUCUCCGACGUUAUUGCGAGCCAUAUACAAGUUGGUGUCAGGAAGUGUACUCACAAACUAAGCCCAGGAUGCAGAGCUUGGUUCAAUGGGGGUUAGGCAGCUAUGAAUAUCUCCAAAAUGCACCUCCUGGAUUUUUUCCAAGACUUGGUGUUAUUGGUUUUGCUGGCAUUGUUGGACUUCUUUUGGCUAGAGGUUCAAAAAUAAAGAAGCUGGUGUAUCCACCUGGAUUCAUGGGACUUGCUGCUUCUCUUUAUUAUCCACAACAAGCCAUUGUGUUUGUCCAGGUCAGUGGGGAGAAAUUAUAUGACUGGGGUUUACGAGGAUACAUAGUCGUGGAAGAUUUGUGGAAGGAGAACUUUCAAAAGCCAGGAAAUGUGAAGAAUUCACCUGGAAAUAAAUAGAAUGCUCCAUGCUCUGCCCAUUUUAAUCAGGGACAUUGAGACUUGGAAUACGGGGAAACUACGUAAAUAUCUAUUUCAUCUUUCCAGAAUAUUCUGGGCCAGAGUUCAGUUUACUGUAUACACAACCUUGAUCUUGUUCUUUACUUUUUUACUUCUCUAUUGGAGAUGGAGUUUUCAAUUAUAAAAGCGAUACAUAUUUGUUGUAAAGAAAUUUUUUUUAUGGGAGCCUGGGUGGCUCAGUUGGUUAAGCAGGUGACUUUGGCUCAGGUCAUGAUCUCAGGGUCCUGGGAUCCAAUCAAGCCCCGUGUUGGGCUCCCUGCUCAGCGGG
Ailuropoda melanoleuca (giant panda) is the source of this 1406-nucleotide messenger RNA. It is a transcript of the gene APOO, whose product is annotated as apolipoprotein O. Gene Ontology annotation, biological process: cristae formation. The transcript has 10 exons. NCBI's taxonomy places the organism in Eukaryota, Metazoa, Chordata, Mammalia, Carnivora, Ursidae. Gene Ontology annotation, cellular component: MICOS complex. The record is from RefSeq and is a predicted model, not a curated record. Bases 449 to 1078 code for a protein of 209 amino acids.